AUGCCGCCCACGGCUUUGGGAGCUGGGGGCGUCACUAAGAGCAUUUCCUGCAAUGCCGAGUGGUGCAUAGCAGCACCUUGCUCCUCUUCUGAUGAGCUGAACCACAAGGGCUGCAUCGGCGGCGGCGGAAGCAGUGCUUCAAAGCCGCCGACGAUGCAGCUCUCCAACUCCUCCGCCUCGCUGCUCAAGGCGUCGAAGACAAAGGCCACCACCUACCUGCAGCUGUACUGCCACAAUUACAGCCAUAAUCACAGUCACAAUGGAGGCAGCUGUGCGGGAGGAGGAGGAUCNGGCGGAGGCCCCCACGAUGAGCCCGAGCGAGAGCACUGGGACAAGAAGAUUGAGUUUCUCCUCGCCGUCAUUGGCUUCGCCGUCGACCUGGGCAAUGUCUGGCGCUUUCCCUACGUCUGCUACCGAAAUGGAGGCGGCGCCUUCCUCGUCGCCUACUGCAUUAUGCUGCUCUUUGGCGGCCUCCCUCUUUUCUUCCUCGAGCUGGCACUGGGCCAGUACUUUAGCAGCGGCUGUCUCACCAUCUGGAAGCGACUCUGUCCAGUUAUGAAAGGCCUCGGCUACGCCAUCUGCAUGAUCGACAUCUACAUGGGCAUGUACUACAACACCAUCAUCAGCUGGUCGCUGUACUACCUCUACGUCAGCUGCCAGUCGCUGGUCAACUUUUCGCUGCCCUGGGACGACUGCUCCCACGCCUGGAACACCGACCGCUGUCAGACGCUGGAGCAGCCCGCCGUCGAACUGAGCUCGGUCAGUCCUGCCGAGGAGUACUUUCUAAACCACGUCCUGCAGAUAAACACCUCCUCGGGCAUCGACUCGCUGGGGCCGAUUCGCUCCUCGCUGGCCGUCUGCCUGAUGCUCAUCUUCCUCGUCGUCUACUUCUCGCUGUGGAAGGGCGUCAAGAGCACGGGAAAGGUUGUCUGGGUGACGGCGCUCAUGCCCUACUUUGUCAUCUUCGUCUUUCUGAUUCGUGCCACCACGCUGGAGGGGGCGAUCGACGGCAUUCGCUUCUACCUCGAGCCCGACUGGAGCAAGCUGAAGUCCAUCAAUGUUUGGAUCGACGCCGCCACGCAAAUCUUCUUCUCCCUGGGCCCUGGUUUUGGCACGCUGAUGGCCCUUUCCUCUUACAACAAAUUUCACAAUAACUGCUACAGAGACGCCAUCCUCACCAGCAGCAUCAACUGCCUGACCAGCUUCAUCGCCGGCUUUGUCACCUUUAGCAUUCUUGGCUUCAUGUCGAAGAAGCUGAACAAGGACAUUAGCACGGUGGUCGCCGAUGGACCUGGCCUCGUCUUUGUGGUGUACCCAGAGGCGAUUUCCACGAUGUACGGCUCCGUCUUCUUCUCCAUUCUCUUCUUUGUCAUGCUGAUCACGCUCG
This is a messenger RNA of Rhagoletis zephyria (snowberry fruit fly), 1387 nucleotides long. The record is from RefSeq and is a predicted model, not a curated record. NCBI's taxonomy places the organism in Eukaryota, Metazoa, Arthropoda, Insecta, Diptera, Tephritidae.